ACCUUUCGGUCUGUUAUUGACUCAGAAGCUCCUAUAGUUUGUUUUUUGUCUUACAGUGACUUGGUAGGUUUUACAGCCAUCGCUCGUGACAGUACGCCGUUCCAGGUCGUCACACUUCUCAAUGAUCUCUAUACUUGUUUUGAUGCUAUUUUGGACCACUAUGAUGUGUACAAAGUAGAGACCAUUGGUGAUGCAUAUAUGGUUGUCAGUGGUUUACCAAUCAGAAAUGGUAAUCUUCAUGCUGGAGAGAUUGCUACAAUGUCCCUAGAACUACUCUCUGCUGUACUGACUUUUAAGAUCAGGCACAUGCCAGAGAAGUUCCUGCAGCUACGAUGUGGAAUGCAUUCAGGCCCAUGUGUUGCUGGAGUGGUCGGACUUAAGAUGCCGCGGUAUUGUCUGUUUGGGGACACAGUUAACACAGCAUCAAGAAUGGAAUCCAGCUCAGUCGCUCUGAGAGCCCACAUGAGUCAGAGUACAGCCACCAUUUUAGAAGAGUUGGGAGGGUAUCAUCUGGAGUGUAGAGGAGAGAGAGAAGUCAAGGGAAAAGGAAUAAUGAAAACCUAUUGGUUAAAUGGAAAAGAUGGAUUUGAUAAAGCAUUACCAGGGAGAGAGCUAGCAGUCUCACUAUCUCAACACGAGUUCAAGUAGACUUAACAAUGGAUCGAAGCUAGUGUAUUAACUUCUGAUGGAAUGGAAGAAAUAUUUGGCCGGCUGUAAAGAAAUCCCC
This is a messenger RNA of Saccostrea cuccullata (small rock oyster), 727 nucleotides long. RefSeq names its product atrial natriuretic peptide receptor 1-like. NCBI's taxonomy places the organism in Eukaryota, Metazoa, Mollusca, Bivalvia, Ostreida, Ostreidae. The annotation marks the transcript as partial. The record is from RefSeq and is a predicted model, not a curated record. Gene Ontology annotation, cellular component: plasma membrane. Gene Ontology annotation, molecular function: guanylate cyclase activity; peptide receptor activity; adenylate cyclase activity. Gene Ontology annotation, biological process: intracellular signal transduction; receptor guanylyl cyclase signaling pathway; cGMP biosynthetic process. The transcript is spliced from 5 exons.